Messenger RNA from Sorghum bicolor (sorghum), 1327 nucleotides. RefSeq lists its product as uncharacterized. Gene Ontology annotation, molecular function: protein binding. Lineage: Eukaryota; Viridiplantae; Streptophyta; Magnoliopsida; Poales; Poaceae. The coding region runs from base 108 to 950 and encodes 280 amino acids. The transcript is spliced from 2 exons. The record is from RefSeq and is a predicted model, not a curated record.
CCACAUCCACUCUGCUCAGGCCUCACUCCGCACAAGCCAAAACCGCGAGCGCACAAAGCGACAACGCCCCCCAAACCUCCUCCCCUCCCCUCGCUCCGGUUCCGGCCAUGUCGCGCUUCUUCCGCGGCGCCGCCCUCACCGCCGCAGCGGUCGGGGGCCUGCCCUCUGCACUCUCGUGGAAGCUGUCGUCGCCCAUCCCACUCUCGACUUCGCCCUCCUCUUCUCCAUCGGCGCCCGUAGGCCCCGCCGCGGUCACCGGCCACCUCGCCCUCGUCCGCGCGCACCCGGCUCUCCUCGAGCUCAACGCGAUGCUUACACCGGCCUCCUUCCUCCUCGACGCCACCCAGGCGCUCCUCGCGAGCGCACUGCGCUGUCCGCCGAUCUACCCAAAGGCGCUCCGCCACGGCCGCGAAUUCUUCACCGCACAGAUCCUGUCCGCGGAGUCGGAUGGCCACGCGACGGCGGAGCAGGCGGCAUCGGCCAGGGCUAACAUGGCCUUCCUCGACGCGCGUGAAGGACGCCUCGAGGACGCGCGCGACGCCUUCGUUCGCCUCGCCGCGGAGCGCCCAGGCGACACCACCUUGCGCCUCUUCGCUGCCGCGUUCUGCCGCGUGCUGGGCCGCCACGAGGAGGGGGUCCAGUGGCUGCACGAUUCCGCCGUGCUUGACCUCUCCCGCCUCGAGCACAAGACUCCGUUCGUGCUGGCCGUCCAUGUCGCCACGAUCGGUUCCCCGCCGCGCGCCGUGGCGGGCUCGGAGGAGCUGGUGUUGGUCACCGCGCUCGGGCUGCUCGAGAUGUCGAUGUGGUCCAUUUUCGCGCACGGCGAUCUGCCGGAGAGGCUGCAGGUGUUAGCGUUGUUGGCAUUCUUGCGGGGUGUCGUGGCGAAGAAGCUACACAGAGAUGAUGGACCUGCACGGAUGGAGGGAUCUCAGGACGCCACCCUAAACUAGCUAGGAGAAUUGUCUUCAGAACUCCAUUCAGAUUUAGGUGACUGUGUCUCAAGAUUCCUUGGUUAAGACAAAAUAUGGAAGUGAAGUGCUCAUCAUUUGCUGUGUUUGAAAGUGUUGAUACAGAGAUCCUCAACCAAUUGCAUGGUGCCCAAAUUUCACUUUUAUCUUGGCACUACCAACAUAUCCCAUACACUGAUACGAAAGUACUGCUUACAUAUCUGGCUUGGCAACCGAUCAGCAAAUAGAAAUGUUAAAGAUGUAUGAAUUGAUCGAUUUACAUUUGUAUGCUUGGAUGUGCUGUGAAAAUGUUACUCUUUAUUCUUCUCUACUCUCUCCAUUACAAAUCAUAGGUUGUUUGGGUUUUCUAGAUACAUAUA